Molecule: messenger RNA, 1418 nt
Organism: Tinamus guttatus (white-throated tinamou)
Lineage: Eukaryota; Metazoa; Chordata; Aves; Tinamiformes; Tinamidae
Source: RefSeq, a predicted model, not a curated record
AUGACCAUGAGAACUCCGGAGCGAUACUGUGUGUGCACUAUCCACACAGGUUUACAACACCAAAUAAUUUGGCCUUGCCAACCCACAUGCCUCCCCCUGGAUGAGAAGCUACUCCCAGAGCUCCUUAAAGAGGCAGGAUAUGUUACCCACAUGGUGGGGAAGUGGCAUUUGGGCAUGUACAGAAAGGAAUGCCUUCCAACCCGGAGAGGAUUUGAUACUUUCUUUGGCUAUCUUCUGGGGAGUGAGGAUUACUACUCUCAUGACCGCUGUGUGCUCAUCAAAGCAAAGAAUGUGACGCGCUGUGCUCUGGACUUCCGAGAUGGAGAAGAAGUUGUGACUGGAUUUAAAAAUGUGUACUCCACUAAUUUGUUCACAGAAAGAGCUAUAGAUCUGAUAGCCAAUCACAACACUGAGAAGCCUCUCUUUCUCUACCUUGCUUUUCAAUCAGUCCAUGAUCCUCUUGAGGUCCCUGAGGAAUACAUGAAACCGUAUUCCCACAUUAAGGAUGAAAAGAGGCGCCGUUAUUCAGGAAUGGUGACACUUAUGGAUGAAGCUGUAGGAAACCUUACUGAUGCUCUGAAAAAAUACAAUCUUUGGAAUAACACAGUUCUUAUUUUUUCUACUGAUAAUGGAGGACAGACCUUAUCAGGUGGAAACAACUGGCCACUGAGAGGAAGAAAAUGGACUCUUUGGGAAGGAGGAGUGAGAGGAGUAGGCUUUGUUGCAAGUCCUUUACUGAAGCGGAAAGGUGCAGAAAGUCACGAACUUAUCCAUAUCUCUGACUGGCUGCCAACGCUGGUGCACCUGGCUGGAGGACAUACCAAUGGCACAAAGCCUCUGGAUGGCUUUGAUGUUUGGAAAACUAUCAGUGAAGGAAAAGCAUCUCCCAGAAUCGAAUUGCUUCACAACAUAGACCCCCUGUUUGUGGAUGAUUUCCCAUGUCUUGGUAUCGACAACAGAACAUCUUUAUCGCAGAAUAGUUCUUUUACAUGGGAUGGUACAAUUUUCAAUAUCUCCAUGCAUGCAGCAAUUCGACAUGGAAAAUGGAAAUUACUAACAGGAUAUCCAGGCUGCAGUCACUGGUUCCCUCCACCAUCUUUGUUCAAUGAGUCAAUGAUUCAGUCAUCUGAUCCUCCAACAAAGAGACUUUGGCUUUUUGAUGUUGUUCACGAUCCUGAGGAGAAAAAUGAGUUGUCCGAAAGAUAUCCUCAUGUGGUGAAGAAACUGCUCUCACGACUUCAGUAUUACUAUAAACGUUCAGUGCCUGUGUUCUUCCCUGAUGAUGAUCCCCACUGUGAUCCAGAAGCAACUGGUGCCUGGGGUCCUUGGGAAUAGUGCAGAGCAUUGCUCCUUGCAGAGCUCACCUGAUUGGAAUUUGAUUUGUAGUUUCGAGGUCCAAGUCAUUUGUUUCUUAUCCU